UGCUCGAAAGCGAUCUAAUAGCUCGGAAUAAAAGGUAAGCUUCUCUGCGCCGUUGCAGUUAACACUCGGAACUAGUGCUUUAAUAUCUGCAAUCAUCUGGUUUUACACCAAAUCUACCUUUAGUUAGCUUAUUCAUACUGUUUCAAUAUAUACUUAGUGACUUCGACUCAAUGAGAUUUAUCAGUACAAGGCAACGAGAGACGAAAUAAGUGCUUAUUUGUCAGAAGCCCGGAAUCGCUUCUGUCGUUUGACCGAGCUAACGUGAGCUAACAUUAGCAGCACAGAGCCGGGGCCCAGGUCAUCGACUUCUUCAGAUUACAGCAAAUUUUAGGAUAUCUGUUUUAGCUUUUUAGGCGUAGUUUAUCGUGAUGGCUUGUGGGGCUACUCUGAAAAGGACCCUGGACUUUGAUCCGCUAAUGAAUCCAGCUUCGCCUAAAAGAAGGAGGUGCGCCCCGAUCAUGUCUCCAGUAUCUUCACCACAAAAAUAUUUGCGUAUGGAGCCGUCACCGUUCGGGGAAGUGUCGUCCAGACUUACCACAGAGCAAAUUCUACACAACAUCAAGCAGGAAUACAAGCGGCUGCAGAAACGACGACACCUGGACAGUGCUUUCCAGCAGGCCGACGGCUGCUGUCCUCUAGACCUGCAGAAUUUUCACAGUGGAUCUGCUCUGCCUGGUACAUCCUCAGGUGCCUCAUCUCCCACCAGGAAAGAGCAGCCUUUAUUCUCCCUCAGGCAGGUUGGGAUGAUUUGUGAAAGACUACUCAAAGAACGAGAGGACAAAAUCCGUGAAGAGUAUGAUGAGAUACUGACGACAAAGCUUGCAGAGCAAUAUGAUGCGUUCGUCAAGUUCACACACGAUCAGCUGAUGCGAAGGUUCGGAGAGCAGCCUGCCAGCUAUGUUUCCUGAGUGUCGGCAUCUGAUACCCGGGAAUAACAUUUACGGCAAACUACUCCAGGGACUCAGUGGGUCUGUUUGGACUUUUUUUCCUAGCUGUGCCAUAUCACCUCUAUGUGGACUCACUGCCUCAGGCAUCAGUCGGUGGCAUCCACGUUUGCUGUGUCUGCCAGAGUUAGGAGGGCUUCCUGCUGCCAACCUGUUUCAAGACCCUCUGUGACUCUACCAGUGGCCUCUUAACUGUCAAUAUUUAUUUGGCUUUGUUCUGAUGCCUUCGUCAAAAAAAAAUUAACAGAAAUUAAAAAGCCUGACUGCCAGCACGCACUCAGCCUUUUGAUUUUAUUUUUGUCAAAAUUAGUUUUUUCACAGACGGGAUGUUUAGUUGUACAUUUUGUAAAAGGGAUCGAACGUUGACGAGUGGACAAAUCCAAGCCACCUCCAGUGUGGACUCCAGGAGCACUCGUCUUGGCUUUUUUCAGCAUUGUUUUAAACUGUACUGGCAAAUACUGCUAUUACAUUUGUAUACACUGUAUUUUUUUAUUUUCUUGCUUGACUUUUAUUCAUUGUAUUAAAAUUUCAUGAUUUUUAUUUGCUGUAGGUAUAAAAAAGGGGGCUUUGAUUCAAAAAAAAAAAGAAAAAAAAAAGUGAAUGAAUAAAGUGUUUACAGAAAUGUC
Molecule: messenger RNA, 1570 nt
Organism: Scatophagus argus
Lineage: Eukaryota; Metazoa; Chordata; Actinopteri; Scatophagidae
Gene: akirin2
Product: akirin 2
Exons: 5
Coding region: 369-908 (179 amino acids)
Biological process (GO): positive regulation of innate immune response; positive regulation of transcription by RNA polymerase II
Cellular component (GO): chromatin; nucleus
Molecular function (GO): transcription coregulator activity
Source: RefSeq, a predicted model, not a curated record